Hansenula ciferrii is the source of this 1992-nucleotide messenger RNA. It is a transcript of the gene NDC80, whose product is annotated as kinetochore-associated Ndc80 complex subunit NDC80. Gene Ontology annotation, cellular component: Ndc80 complex. Lineage: Eukaryota; Fungi; Ascomycota; Saccharomycetes; Phaffomycetales; Wickerhamomycetaceae. Gene Ontology annotation, biological process: attachment of mitotic spindle microtubules to kinetochore. The transcript has a single exon. The record is from RefSeq and is a predicted model, not a curated record. The coding region runs from base 1 to 1992 and encodes 663 amino acids.
AUGUCUCAAGAUAACUACUACAAGCGCUCAAGAAGCGAUGUUAAUGUCCCACUGUCCCAAAUGGAUCUAAAUCAAGUUCAUAAUGUAUCAAACAUACCUCAAUUAUCAUCAGGUUUGAAAAAACCUUCCAAUAGAGCGUCUGCUAGGCAAUCCAUGAUAGGUGCUCCCCGUCUUAAUAACCCUGUUCCAAGUCUUAAAAGAAAUUCUUCCAUUGGUGUUAAUGAAAUGGUUCAACAAAGUGCAAUUCGUAAUGGGGGAAGAAAAAGUUUAGCUACAAUGAGUUCAUCUGUAUCACGUCCAAAUAAUAGAACUUCUUCAUUUGGUUUAGCCUCUUUAUCACAAUCAAAAGAUCCACGUCCUUUACGUGAUAGAAAUUUCCAAGCUACAAUUCAACAAGAUAUCUUUGAAUAUCUGGUCAAUAAUAAUUUUGAAACUGACAUGAGACACCCUUUAAGUUUAAAAUCAUUGAAAAAUCCAACUCAAAAGGAUUUUGUUAUGAUGUUCAAUUUCUUGUAUAAGAAAGUUGAUCCAGGUUAUAAAUUUUCCAAGAGUAUUGAACAUGAAGUUUAUUAUGUUUUGAAAAGUAUCAAAUAUCCAUACCUUGAAACUAUUAAUAAAUCACAAAUAUCUGCUGUUGGUGGUCAAAAUUGGCCUGUAUUCUUAGGAAUCCUUCAUUGGUUAGUUAAAUUAAUUUCCAAAAUUGAAGCAAUUUCUUCAAUUGAGUUCUUAGAUGAUGAUUUAGAUGAUGAUUUUAAAGAAGAUGUUAGAGAAGAUGAUCCAGAUCAAGACAAAAUUUUCAUGAAAUAUAUUUUGUCAGCAUAUAGACAAUAUAUUAAAGAUACUGAUGAUUUUUCUGGUGUUCAAGCUAUAAUGAAGGCUGAAUAUGCUAAAAAAAGUGAAGAUUUUGUUAAAAAUAGUGAAAUUUUAGCUCAGGAAAACAUUGGAUUAAAAGAAAGAUAUCAAACAUUACGAGCUGAAGCUGAAGUUAUAGAACUGGCUGAAAAGAAAACUGAUGCACUUACAUCAGAUUUAUAUAAAUUUGAAAACUAUAUAAAAUCAAUGGAAAAUAGAAGAUCAAAAUGGACAGCUAUUAUACAACAAAUUAAAAAUGAAUUAGAAAGUUCAGAAAAGAAUCUUGCAAAAUGUGAAGAAGAAAAAAAAAUUAUACAAGAUCAAAUAUCUGCUCAAGGUCUGACACCAAAUGAUAUAGAUAGAAUGAAUAAUGAAAGAGAUAGAAUUUCCAAAUCAAUAGAUGCAGUUAAUUUGAGAUUAGGUGAAUUAUCAACAGUUGUUCAUUCAAAAGAAUUAGAAGCUCAACAAGCAUUCGAAGAAUUGUCAACUGCUGCUAAAGAAUAUAAUUUCAAUAUUUAUACAAUUGCUUCAACAUCUUCUGAUAUAGAUGCUUCACAAUUUGUGGUAAAAAUUGAUAAUCUUAUGAGUGAAGAAAAAUUAGGUUUAAGACCUGAUGCAUUAUUAGAUGGUCAAGAUAUUGGUACAGAUUUCCGUGGUAGAUUACAAAAAUUGAAAAUUUUAAUAAAUUCAAGAAUUCAUGAAACUCAAAAUCAAAGUAUUGAAUUACAAGAAGAAUUAGAUUCUAUCAAUGAAACUAUUAAUGAAAAAGCUGAACAAAUUGAAUCAUUAGAGAACAAUUUAUCAAGAAAUAAAAUGGAAUAUGAUAAAAUGUAUGAUACAAUGACACAAACUAUAAAUCGUUAUCAUGCAGAAAUUGAAAGAUUACAAGGUGAAAUUCAAGAUUUACAAUCAAAUUCUAAACAAAGUACGUUAUUAUUAGAACAACAAGUUAAAACAGUUGAAAUGGAAUAUCAAAGAUAUUUAAGUAAUAUUCAACAAGAAAGAGAAAUUUUACAUUCAAAAGCUCAAAAAAUGAUGGAUGAUGUGAUUACUUUCAAAUUAAACAUCCAAAAUUCAUUGGAUGAUUUAGAAGGUAAAACUAUUGAAGAGAUAGAAAAACAUAGAAAUGGUGAAUUUUAA